AUGUUCACCCUUUCCCAGCAACUUCGAGACACCAACCUUACCAUUGAGUCGCUCCACUCCCAGCUCUCUACUCUCCAGACCCAGGUUCAUGAGGCCCAGCGAGCCCACAAUUGUGCUGAGUUGCAGUUGCAGCUCAUUGAAGAGGGUAGCUGCCAGUCUCGACCUUUCAGGAGGAGCCGCCACAAUGGGUAUGUCAAGCGCUCGAAGUCCACAAAGCGUUCAGUCCAGCGUGUCCAGGGAAAGAUGCGUCGUGAGGAGAGGUACCCGGAGGGAGGUAUACACAUGUACUGGGUCACGGAUCCCUCCUCUACCUCAGGUGAGAGUGAUAAGGAGAACGAGGACCCCAAUUUCUUCCAUCGCCGCUGUGACAUUGACUAUAGAGACCAGCCUUCGUCGUCAUCGUCAUCAGGCCAUCACUUUGGCAUAGAGUUGCAAGCUUUGACUACUUCCCAGCCCAAUGCUGCCACUGCCACAGCUGGCAAGGACCAAGAUGGUGAGGAGGGUGACGAUGACAAUAUAUACGUCAAGGAUGCUGAUGGGCCCAAGGACGAGUAG
Messenger RNA from Cyclocybe aegerita, 555 nucleotides. The record is from the annotation of a GenBank genome assembly. NCBI's taxonomy places the organism in Eukaryota, Fungi, Basidiomycota, Agaricomycetes, Agaricales, Hemipholiotaceae.